Molecule: messenger RNA, 1552 nt
Organism: Protopterus annectens (West African lungfish)
Lineage: Eukaryota; Metazoa; Chordata; Ceratodontiformes; Protopteridae
Gene: ARID3C
Product: AT-rich interaction domain 3C
Exons: 6
Coding region: 1-1044 (347 amino acids)
Biological process (GO): regulation of transcription by RNA polymerase II
Cellular component (GO): nucleus
Molecular function (GO): DNA binding
Source: RefSeq, a predicted model, not a curated record
AUGAGUGCGCUACCAGUUUCAGCACUGACAAUGACAUAUAAUUGUUUUAUUAGUACACCGGUGAAUCGGAUCCCCAUCAUGGCAAAACAAGUGCUGGACCUUUACUCGCUUUACAAGCUUGUGACUGAGAAAGGUGGUCUUGUAGAAGUCAUCAACAAGAAGAUCUGGCGAGAGAUUACUAAGGGCCUCAACCUUCCUACCUCCAUUACCAGUGCAGCUUUCACACUUCGAACACAAUAUAUGAAAUAUUUAUACCCAUAUGAGUGUGAAAAGCGAAGUCUCAGUUCUCCUGGUGAACUUCAGGCAGCUAUCGACAGCAACAGGCGAGAAGGUCGGCGACAGAGCUAUGGAACAACCUUAUUUAAUUACUCCCCUGUAGGAACACCCACAAUACUCACCUCUCCAAAACUUCAGAUGCCAGCACUAACCAUUAACACUCACAAUGGCAACCAGGUUAAUCAAGUACUAUCAUUAAAGAAAGAAGAUGGUAGCUUGCCAUCAAACAUUUCUAACCGAAUAGCAGUUCCCAUGUCUGUAGGCGGUCAUCAUAUAACUGCAGUGCAGGCAGCAGCGGCAGCCCAGGCUGCAGCAGCACAGGCAGCGGUAGCACAGGCAGCAGCACUAGAGCAGCUGCGGGAAAAAAUGGAAUGUGGCGAGCCUCCUGAGAAGAAGAUGGCAUUAAUGGCAGAAGAGCAACACCGCCUGAUGCAGCACACACUACAGCAAAACUUGUUGGCAAUGGCUACUCAGUUUCCUAUGAAUAUCAAAAUCAAUAACAGAGAUGACAGACAAGAAACUGCAUUGAACCUGUCUACCAACGGCAUUAGCAGCAUCAACAUGUCAAUAGAAAUAAAUGGAGUUGUCUACACAGGAGUUCUCUUUGCCAGAAGACCAGUUGUUCCAGUGUUGUCUGGUGCCAAUGGUAGUAGUUCUCAGGGCAAGUCGAGUCCAGAGAGGACACAGAAUAGGCCUUCACCUUGCUGUUCAUCCUCUUCUUCUUCAACUUCAUCACAGAGUCAUACUCCAGCCAGUGCCUCACCUUAGAAAGCAGACUCAAGACUGUGCAAACAGGAAACUGCAUUUAGUGUCCAUUAAGACUUCUAAAGGUUGUUGGAACGAAUGGAAUGGAGACAUCCUUGUGUCAUCAAGAACUCAGCAUUUUGCCACUGUCAAGCUUAGAGACUGUUUAAAUGUUACAGGAAACCUGACUUGUCAAAAAGAUGAUUUUUCUUCUGCAGUUGGACAUUGGCAGGUUUCAUUUAAGCAAGACAAGAUUUGAUGUGGAUGAGAAAAGUUUAUUGAGGCUAUAUACUGACUAUUCUCCACAAUGGUGGUGGGGAAGAAGCAAUCAUAUUUGUAAAAAAAAUGUAUUUUCUAUUUAUAUCACAACCAGACAUUUUAAUAGUGCAGCUUUGGCACUGCUUGCAGUACAUCAGUUAUUUGCUUGUAGGUCCAAUUGCUUUCUGGAAUUUCUGUAUUUCCAACAGACAGGCAUGCCUUUAACGUAUCUCAUUUGGUCUGCCAAGCUCACUUUCUUAAAUAUAUACAUGAG